Messenger RNA from Rubroshorea leprosula, 1193 nucleotides. The record is from the annotation of a GenBank genome assembly. Lineage: Eukaryota; Viridiplantae; Streptophyta; Magnoliopsida; Malvales; Dipterocarpaceae.
AACCAACUUGUUUCGUGCGCUUUAACCUGUUGUACCCUGGUUUCCCUUAUUACCCUUUCCUACCAGGCGUUCUCAUGUCUGUAUAAAACCUUGGUCUGGUGCAGGUGAAAAACCGAUUAUCAAACGUCGGUGGGAUGCCCUUUUCUUCUGAUAUAAACCUUCUUUUAAAUUAAUACUUUUCCUUUACUUCUUCAAUACUUCAAACAAGGGUUUUUGGUGUUUAUAUUUACUGAGGCAGAGAGUUGAGAGAUAAAGUAGAGUCUGGAUAGAGAGAGAGAUAGAGAGAGAGAGAGAGAGGGGAAAAGGGAUCUUGUUGGGUAUUGAAGCUACAUUGCCAUGGCUUCAAAACUGCUUAUGAUUGCAGUGUUUGUGCUCGAUCUCAUAGCUUUUGGUCUAGCUGUUGCAGCUGAACAGAGGAGAAGCACUGCCAAAGUUGAUGAGGAUUCAGAAAAGAAUUACAGCUACUGUGUCUAUGACUCUGAUAUAGCAACAGGCUAUGGUGUCGGUGCAUUUCUCUUCCUCAUGGCUAGUCAGGUCCUUAUAAUGGUAGCUAGCAGAUGCUUCUGUUGUGGAAAGGCCUUAAGCCCCUCUGGUUCAAGAGCUUGUGCAAUCAUCCUCUUCAUGAUCUGCUGGUUGUUUUUCUUGAUCGCGGAGAUAUGCUUAUUCGCUGGAUCAGUGAGAAAUGCAUACCACACAAGAUACAGGACUAUUUUUGCUGGUGAAGAUCCUCCUUCCUGCCAGACCUUGAGGAAGGGGGUUUUUGGGGCUGGGGCAGCUUUUGUCUUCUUCACUGCUAUAGUCUCUGAAUUCUACUAUGUUUACUAUUCCAAGGCCAAGGGGAAUAGCUUCCAGCCUUAUGGAGGAGAAGCUGGUGUUGGCAUGGGAACCUAUAAAUAAUCUUGCGGUAAAUCAGAAAUGAUGUAUGGACUCUAUGCGUUGAUUUGCUUUCUCAUUACCUGUUUUUGUGGUCAUGACUCAUGGUUUAAGUACUAAAGGCCCCAUUUAUUAGGUGAUAAAAUUGUAUUUAUGUAUUUGAUUCAGAUGGUUUUCAUUUUUUCGCUUUUCUAUUUUGUGAUGGUGUAAAUUUCUUUUGAGGGUGUUUUCUACACAUAUCAAUAACAGAAGGUUGCAUUUUUAGUAUAAGCAUCAAUCAUCAGGGUUGUCACCAAAUUCAAUACAACAUUACCUGACUA